CGUAAUAUCUUCUACUGUUCAUGAAAAUAGAGUCUAGAAUUUAUUUUCCAGUGCUCUUUACCAAAACGUUCUAGAAAAAUCUCAAUAAGUUUCUUUUUAUUGAAAAAAUAUAAUGAAUUUGAAGUAUAGGAUAAUGUUUAUAGUAUUCUUAGUGCCUCAGUGUGUAUGGUCGAAUGGUCAUUGCCCCAACUUGAAGACAGACGUCAAGUCCAUCAGAAAACGAAGGCAUCUGGUGUUCCCGGAUGGCAGUAAUUUCGUUCUAACAAUGGACUUUGCGAAGACUUUCCUCACCCAUGUUCCAUCAGGCUGGUUCGUGACGAUGGAUUUAGACGUGGUGUACCUUCUGCCAGAUAAGAAGUUUAUCAGCUCUCACUUAAGGAGGAAACUCCAUCACCGACAAAAGAGAGAGCUAUGGGAACGGAUCAGAGAUGCUCUAAAUCUACAUAACAUGAACGGCCAUGCUUGUAUCCUAAGAAGUAUCUGCGAGGCGAAGACCCAUUUGGCUCCGCCUGGGAAAUCCUUAGUUCAUGACGUACUCAGAGUCAUUUUCACGGCACCCCUAGAAGAGAAGGAGUUUGCAGAGGAAAUGGGAGACAUUUACAACGAUUUAUCAGACCCUGACCUUUGUGAACGAAGUACCGCGUGUCCGUUUUCUAUUAUUAAUUUCAUAUUAUCCUUUAAUAAAAAAAGAAAAUGAUAUUUUA
Molecule: messenger RNA, 704 nt
Organism: Pectinophora gossypiella (pink bollworm)
Lineage: Eukaryota; Metazoa; Arthropoda; Insecta; Lepidoptera; Gelechiidae
Exons: 4
Coding region: 113-697 (194 amino acids)
Source: RefSeq, a predicted model, not a curated record